AUGCAAGUGUUUUUUACUAUUUUGUAUAAACUAUGAAGUCGUUUAUAUUUGGCGUUUUAUUUGUUUUGGCUCAUAAUUCAUGCUGUUGUGCAGACAGUAGUACUGUGGAUGUUUUUGAGUUCGGUAAUAAUGAAGGACAUGUUGCAUUUACAAAAUCUGGUAAAAUUGGUGUACUGGAAAAAAACGUCGACGUACCUAUUAUUUUACCAUACUGCAUGGAGUUGAGAUAUGUGCGGGUAGACGUAGAUAACGCUAUCGGGCCUCCAAAGGUGGAUUUCGACGCAGACGUGAACACGGUCCGCAUUAGAUACCGGCGAGGACAGUUCAGUAUUUCCAGCUAUACAGUGACUGCCAAAGCUGUGCAAUCGAGUAUUUGCGGCCAACCGUAUUAGUGAAAUUCACUCUCCGUAGUACAAAAGGAUAAAGGAUAAUAAGAAAUAACUAAUAUUAAAAAAUAUAUAUUUGACUUCAUAGUUAUGUUAAAUCAGGAAUAUAUAUUCUUCUUAUAAAUAACUAUGGGA
Colias croceus (clouded yellow) is the source of this 521-nucleotide messenger RNA. RefSeq lists its product as uncharacterized. NCBI's taxonomy places the organism in Eukaryota, Metazoa, Arthropoda, Insecta, Lepidoptera, Pieridae. The record is from RefSeq and is a predicted model, not a curated record. Bases 33 to 392 code for a protein of 119 amino acids. The transcript is spliced from 3 exons.